GGAUAUGAUCGUGAAUUUGUGAUCGAAGAACGAGUUUGAAAUUCAAGUGAAUAUAAAGAAUGGGAAAAAUAUAAUCGGCGGCUCUGAGCCAUUGAAGUUCAAUAACACGUGGGAGACCUGCGAUAGCAGAACGAUCACGCGACUACGUAUGAAUUGCAGCCGCGUUAGAACUCGAUAAAUUUUGAUUGAAUUCGUAUGAGUUUAAAGAAACAUUUAAAACAGUAUUCGCGCUUCGCCUAAUCUAAUUCUUAGAUAAUCUCAGUUGUUAAAAGAAAUGGUUGUACCGGCGGAACACGCGCUCCAUGAAGCCAUUCAGGUUUCGCCACUUGAAUUAUCAAACGAUGUUAGAAGACAGAAAAUCGAAAACCGGUUAGCACGGAUGCGUUUAUCUGCAACGACUGUUAGAAAAAUUCAGGAUGUAUUCGUCUCGGAGAUGAACAAAGGUAUCCAUCAAGAACCGUCAUCUUUACAAAUGGAGAACACAUAUGUACCAGAACUCGUAGAUGGAACAGAGGAAGGACGUUUUUUAGCAUUAGAUCUUGGCGGGACUAAUUUUCGAAUUCUCUUAUUGGAAUUGAAGAAUGGUAGAAUUGUGAGGGAGGAUGUGAAGAAUUAUCACAUCGGAUCUGAAUUAAGGAUUGGCACGGGUUUUCCUUUGUUCGAUUAUUUAGCUGAGUGCGUUAGUGAUUUUGUAAUUAACCAAAGUCUUCAGGAUGUUGAAAUUCCUUUAGGAUUUACAUUUUCGUUUCCAAUGGUUCAACAUUCACUCGAUGUUGGAAUUUUGGUGACAUGGACAAAGAGUUUCAAUUGCCCAGACGUUGUCAAUAAGGACGCAGUUCAGUUACUCCGAGAUGCUCUUGCUCGUCGAGGUGAUACUAAAGUAAAAGUCAUAGCAGUGUUGAAUGAUACAACAGGAACUCUCAUACAAGGAGCCACAUUGGAUCCCGAUACAGCUAUUGGGCUUAUUUUGGGUACUGGUAGCAAUGCUUGUUAUCUUGAACGAGCUGACAGGGUCGAACAUUGGGAACCAGAGAGACAUGGGGAAAGAGAGGUUGUAAUAGAUAUCGAAUGGGGUGCCUUUGGGGACAAUGGUGUUUUAGACUUUAUUAAAACGGAAUUCGAUCGCGAAAAUGACGCAAAUUCGCUUCUCGUAAAUUCAUUUACAUUCGAAAAAUACAUCAGUGGAAAGUAUCUGGGUGAAAUAGUGCGUCUUGUACUCGUCAAAUUAACGAAAGAAGGGCUUUUAUUCCUAGAUAAAGAUCCAGGGCAUUCUUUUUUCAUACCAGGAACAGUUACCUCAGAUUUAGUAUCUUUUAUUGAGCAAGACACCGUAGACGGCAGUACCCAUAAUACAAAGGAGGUUCUAGCAAAAUAUGAUAUCGUUCCAACCGACGAUGACAUAAACAUUGUACAAUAUGUGUGCGAAGUUGUUUCGAAUCGUGCGGCUCUUCUCGUUUCUAUAUGUCUCGCGGCAUUGUUGGAACGAAUCGAUAAGAAGAAUGUGACGAUCGCGGUCGAUGGUUCUUUGUAUAAACAUCAUCCUCGAUUCGAAACCUGGAUGAAGCAAUAUAUAACUUUGCUUGCCCCUGGUCGUAAGUUCAAAUUGAUUCACGUCGAGGAUGGAAGUGGAAAGGGUGCAGCGCUUAUCGCUGCGAUUGCGCAGAGGAUUCAAAAAAGAUUAACAUAAUUAUUAUUGACCGAGAAGUGAUUUCACAUAUGUAAUAAUCUAUCAGUAGUACAAGCAUUCCAUGGCAGGAUAAUUUCCUGGUUGUGUUAUAAAAAAGGGUAAUAGUCAAAAUGAUAUAAUGUUAAUUAUAUUUUCACCAAAGUUAUUGCAUUUGUCAUUGUCAAUCUCGUUGAAUCAUUUUUAGGAUUUUCGUUAAAAACCAUUGUUUUUGCGUAAAUCUUUGGAAAGUAUAGUCGGCAAUUUCAACUCAAAUGAAAUUAUAAAUAUAUAUAUAUAUAUAUUACUUAUAUUAUAUAUAUACAUAUAUAUAUAUAUAUAUAUAUAUAUAUAUAUAUAUAAUACACACACAUACACACACACACAGGAGUUUUAGUCUCUUUUGUAAAUACUAUUUUCCAUAAUUAAGAGUUUAAGAGAAUUCCUUUUUUCGCAAAGAAAAGUCUUAUUCUACUAUAAUAAGAUAAUAGAAAUCGAUCAAACGUUUGUAAAUUAAAUAUAGAUCGUUGUAGCACAUAAUUCCGUGCUAAAUAUAUAAGUAGGAAAGAAAAUAAAUAACAUAAUAAUUACUCAAUUGAAUAAAUCUAGGAAUACAUUGAAUUCAUUUGCACUUAAAAGUUUCAUCGAAAUUUAUGUUAUGGUAGGAUCACAAAUACAUAGAAAUUCUGACACUCGAAACGGAUAGAGAAAAGAAUAUAAAAAGGUAAACGAAAAUCCGUUGUUAAAUCUUUUGAAAAAAAAUGAAGAAA
Molecule: messenger RNA, 2433 nt
Organism: Vespa mandarinia (Asian giant hornet)
Lineage: Eukaryota; Metazoa; Arthropoda; Insecta; Hymenoptera; Vespidae
Product: hexokinase-1
Biological process (GO): carbohydrate phosphorylation; glycolytic process; intracellular glucose homeostasis
Cellular component (GO): mitochondrion; cytosol
Molecular function (GO): glucokinase activity; fructokinase activity; ATP binding
Source: RefSeq, a predicted model, not a curated record